UAUCUCACCAAACAGCACUGACAAAAUAGAGGUUACUGCAGAGGACAGGAAGAAGGGCAAUGAUGACAUCUCCAGUGAUCAACCCAAAAUUGCAACAGAGGAGUCUGUAUUUGAGGAACUCACAGCUCCUGUCAAACCCAUCCUACAGGAGACCUGGGUGGAUCUUGAUGACUUUCCUAAAUGCUUUCAGACUCUUUUGGUGUUUCAUAAACUGCAGAUGUACUCACAUCAUAUGCAUCAAUCUCAAUUUAAGAGUACCGUUUUGUCCAAAACUGCAACUGCUAGCAACUACACUGGAUUGUCUACGCAUUCUCAGUCGACUGGAAAUAUCCCUGUGACAUCUGCUGUAGCAAGCCCUGAAUGUCCAGAGGUGAGAGGCACUCACUACCUCUGCGUGGACAGUCUGCAACCUUCCCAGAUCCUCAUCAGCUUCUCUGUUCUGCUGCUCUGGGGGGAUACAGCUGAGAAGAAAAAGCAAAUGUCAUCUGCGCAUAGUUCUGCAGUUCUCAUUGCCCAGCCACACUCUUGGAAGAGUCUGCAAACUCAAAUGCCUGUUCUCACCAUCAAGACUACUUUCUCCAAGGCAGCCAUGCUUAACUUACCUCCAGGGCGCCAUGUGUUGUGCUUCCAUGCAAAGGCAGCACUGGGCUACCACAUCCAUCUGUGCAGUGAGACACCUUUCAUGUUCGGGGAUGAAGAAACCAUAAUGUCGCAACUUACCAAGGAAAGUGCUCGUUUCACUGAGCAAGCCUCGUCCAUGUUGAAGGCCCUAUCCAGAAUGGUGACUUCCUUUAGUGAGGAGCAGGACCAGCUAGCAGCUAGAAGAGCCCUGGAAGAGGCUCAUUGUCCCCGAGACAUCAACACCUCCCUGGUGAUGUUGGAACACCACAAGGUGUUUAACUCUGCAGUUUACCACAUGCUGUGUGAGGCUCUAGGCAGGAAGCUGACAGCAGAGGAGCGAUUUGCUGUAUUGGUCCUCACUGCUGACCCUUCACUCUUGAGCACUACCCAUAAUGAAGACACCCCUACAUUUGCCGAGUCAAAGCCUCCAGAAAACUGGAGGGGCAGGCAGCCGACAGAUGAGGAGGUCAAGGCAGUCACCAUUCUGCAGGCUGGAUUCAAAGGACAUUUGGUACGAGAGAUUCUUAAUGCCUCAAAACCUGGCUUGAAGGAGAACAUCACCGCAUCUAAGAUCCUUUUAGACAUGUGGCCGAAGGUUGAAUCAGAUGCAGACAAGCAUGCUGUCUUCUUGCUACGGUAUAUCAUUGACCAUUCCAAGAGGAACACUGAGCUUUAUCCCUGUCAGCAGGAUGAGUGGACCAGAAUCACCUUUGCUGAUUAUACUGUCUCUCUUCAAGACACAGCCAACUCCUGGGUCUUGGUCUUUAGGGAAGUGUUCCUGGUCCCUAAGGAGAUGAUGGUGAUAGCAAAGGUCUACUCCCCAUUCCCCAACUGUCUACUGCACGUCAUAGAUAAUGAUACAGGAAAGGAGCUGGACCUGGUCUUCAACAAGCUGGUAGCCCAUAUCUAUCAACCCAACAAGCUUGGUUAUACCUUUGUAGUAGAGGCGGUCACACCUGAAUCACCUCCUGUUGGUGCCAAGUGGAGGAUGCGCUUAAUUGGCUCUAGAGAACCCCUUCCAGAACUGUCCCGUGAAACUCCACUCAACAUGUUCUUGGUGAAGGAAUUCCGGGAUUACUACAUUCCUAAUGACAAAAACCUCAUAUGUCGUUACUCUGUGCAGGUAAUGGCAGAUGUCCUAGGAACAGUUCAGUUUCAGACUUCCAAACUGGAUGUAUUAAUCCGCCUGUCCAUUCUGGACCAGGAGAAGGAGGUGGCUGGCAACACUGCCAAGGGCCAUGUGAUAAUUCCUGUGUUCUGCUUCCUGGCCAACAAAGCCCCCAGUUGCACAGAUGGGAAGAACCACAACCCGAAGGACUGCCUCACCCAGGACAAGAGAGUCAAGGUGGUAGACACUUUGCAACAAAGAGAUGGGAAGGACAACACAGCUGGGAAAUCAGACUUCUCAUCUGACCAUUACCAGCCUCCCACAGAGACUAUGGGUCAUAAGUAUGUGGUGCAGGCAGAGGUGCUUUGUAAGAGCUGGGAUUUGGACGAAUCCGAGAUGGCUUUUGUUUAUAUUCUCAGAGACUUGGAGAAGAAGGAAAAAAGAGUAUACAAGAUUGAGGACUUGAAGUCUUCAUCUACCACUGACAAACUGAGCCAUGAUGGGCCCAAGUCUGGCACACCCAAAACCAACCGCAAAGGCGAAACUGACAAGGAAAAAGGGAAGCCAGCCGCCGUCUCCAAGGCUGGCUUUGGGCAGGAAGCGAGCUUUGAUCUGAGUAAGCCACACUGGAUUCUGCACGUGGCCAGUGACAAGAGCAAAGCAGGGAGCAUGGAAGUGAAGAAGGACACUGAGAGAAUGGACCAGAUUAAAGCCAUUAAAAAAGCUUGGGAAAUGGCUGAGCCAGGCCGUGGUGCAAAGGCUUUACAGUGUCGUCUCCAGUUUCUUAACCAAGUACAUCAAACACACAAUGAAGCUGCUACAGAUGAUGCAGAAAGCAGAGAAUCUGCUGCUCAUAGAUCUGGUCAUGAUACCUCUCUCAGUCCAUCCAGGCAAAGGUUGAUUGACACCCCCUGUCCUCACAUGGACUACACUCCCUUUAUCAGACGCCAAAGGGAUUUUUCAGUGCUGAUGGACUCCCAAAUAGAGGAGACCCGUGAGAGGGAGCGUUUAGAAAAAAUACAGACCUACCGUUUGGUGCGGGACAAUGAUCUGGAGCACCGGAAACAACAGGAGCUGAAUAGGAAGGAGCUAAUGAGACAUCAGCUGAAGAUGUCUGAGAACAUGCAGGCAGCCCUGAAGCAGCAGCAUAAGAAAUUCAUCAAUGCUUGUGAGGCAUUUAAUAGCCGUCAGAUGGCGACCAUAAAGAAGGAACAAGAAGAGACACCAGCUCUGGAGGAGGCCCAGCAGUCAGUUCUGGAAAAAAGAGCCCCAACCUCUGCUGCCACCCAGAAGCCCAAAAAACAUGCAAAUACUUCUGGCAAGAAGAAAUGAUGGUCACUCGUGCGAACCUGCAGUCUGUUGAACAAUAAAAGAUCUACAUUUUAUCUCAACAUUGUAACAACACAUGACUAAAAGUGUGUUGCUACACUUGAAUCAGAGCUAUUUUUAUAACACACAACUAUAUCCUUCAUCUUUUGUCUAUAAUCUAUGUUACCGUCAUACAAAGGUACUGUAGACACUCAUUUGUUUAGGUGUGUGAAUGUCUGCAGCCAGUGUUUUGUUCUGUCCACAUACUUACUGUCUGUAUGUGUACAUUGCUCAGUGUUUUAUCUGCUCAUAAAAGUUUGCAGCUGUGUGUA
Molecule: messenger RNA, 3369 nt
Organism: Monopterus albus (swamp eel)
Lineage: Eukaryota; Metazoa; Chordata; Actinopteri; Synbranchiformes; Synbranchidae
Gene: adgb
Product: androglobin
Exons: 24
Coding region: 218-3061 (947 amino acids)
Molecular function (GO): heme binding; oxygen binding
Source: RefSeq, a predicted model, not a curated record